CCAUCAUGUUCCGUUUUGUUUCCUCCCACAACCAUAGUAAUUUUAGUUCAUCCUAGAAAGACAUAUCCCUCCAACUUAUCCAACCUCAUAAUCUUUGAUCCUAUGGCUAUGACCUUUUUUCUACACCUGUUACUUCAAUUUUUCAGGGUAUCUCGCCUUCUCUGGUUCCAAGUAAUCAAGAGAUCACUAGUGCUUUUCCAUAACAUCUAUGACUAUGAAGAAGGUGGUCGACGUCCAUCACCAAGUCUGGUGCCAGUGCCAUACAUGAGGGGCAGCUGUGUCGUGCCUAACUUCAUAAAGCAGAAGCUUCCAGUGAUGGAGUUCAGGAGAUAUUCAGGAUUCCGAGGAGAUGGACAUCAGGCGGAUGCUGUUUGUGCCAUAUGCUUAGGUUGCAUUAAUGGAAGUGAAGAAAUCAGGGAGCUUGGGAAUUGUAAUCACGUGUACCAUAGGGAGUGCCUGGAUAAGUGGAUGGACCAAGGGAAUGGGACAUGUCCCUUGUGCAGGCUUGAGCUGCUGCCUGCUGAUCUCAAUGAAGGGCAAGAUUUAAAAGAUCCAUGGAGAAUGGAGAGAAUGGCUUAUCUCUUCGGAGAGGAUUGUUUGUUCCACACAUUUUGAUGAUUAUACUCAGAAAAUUUCCUUCUUUCUUUCUUCUUCUUCGUCGUUUUUUAGCAUUAAUCAUGUUCUGUUUUUUAGGAUAACAAUGUUCUCUGUUAUGGAAAUUAAGCCAAAAAAGGAUGAAUAAUGAGAAAUUUUAUAU
Molecule: messenger RNA, 757 nt
Organism: Rubroshorea leprosula
Lineage: Eukaryota; Viridiplantae; Streptophyta; Magnoliopsida; Malvales; Dipterocarpaceae
Source: the annotation of a GenBank genome assembly